CCCCCGCUGAGUCUGGAAUUUCCCCUCCUCCAUCCCGCCCCCCCGAGCGAGCAGCGCCCGCAGUUUAGGGGGAUCCCGCAGCGCCCCCCAACCCGCCGCCGCCAGGGGUCCCAGCUCCUGCACCAUGGGCCCGACCCAGCGCUGCCUCCUCUGUCUCAAAGUUGAGCUUUUCAUCUUCAAUCUGAUCUUCUGGCUGGGCGGCUGUGGGGCGCUGGGCGUGGGGCUCUGGCUGGCUCUCUCGCAGGGCCGGUUCUCGGCGCUGUCGCUCUCGCUCCCGUCCCUGGGGGUCGCCGGGCUGGUGAUGGCCGCCGGCGCCGUGGUGAUGGCCGUGGGCUUCCUGGGCUGCCUGGGGGCUGCCACCGAGCAGCGCUGCCUCCUGCUGACGUUUUUCGUGGUUCUCCUCACCAUCGUCCUGCUGGAGCUGAGCGGGGGCCUGGCCUUCUACGCCUGCCGGGGGCAGUUUGACAGAUACGCUCAGGAGGACCUGAAAUCGGGGCUGCGGCGAUACGGGGCCCCCGGGGAGCCGGCGCUGACCCAGGCCUGGGACACGGUGCAGACCGAGUUCCGGUGCUGCGGGGUGCAGAAUUACACCGACUGGUUCGAGGUGCGAAACGGGACGGGGGUGCCUGAGUCCUGCUGCCUGGAGCACGGUGCUGCCUGCUCCGGCCUCGACGCCGCCUGGUGGAAGGAGCCCUGCUAUGAGAAGGUGAAAUCCUGGGUCGGCGAGAACGUCUGGGCCAUGGGCAUUUUCGCUGCCUGCAUUGCUGUCAUCCAGGUCCUGGGCCUCAUCUCCUCCAUGCUGAUGUACUGCCAAGUGCUGAAAGUGGAGAAAUAUUACCACUGACAGGGGGCGCCUGGAGUCUGCCGCCCCCCAGUUCCUCUUACAGCCGUUUCCCCCUCAGCCUGGCCGCCCAUCACCCACAGAGCAAGGGGUGCACCCCCCUUACAUAGCUUGGGGGGAGUCACAUCCUACAGCGGGGGGGAGGCUUCGAUUCCAGCCUGGCCUGAGCCCAUUCUCCCCAGCCCACUAAUACCCCCCUGCAGCUUAGAUGCAGUGGCGGGUAGUUCCACUGGCUCAGGUGGGGCAAGGAGAGCCCCCUGCCCCCCCGGCCUGCUUGGGUCCCCCAUGGCCACUCAUAAAUGCAGCCUCUCCUCUGCCCCCCUGUCCUGCUAGCCAUACCCCCCCACCCCCCUGCUGCUAUCCUGCCCCACGCCCGGCACAAUAAAUA
Molecule: messenger RNA, 1229 nt
Organism: Gopherus evgoodei (Goodes thornscrub tortoise)
Lineage: Eukaryota; Metazoa; Chordata; Testudines; Testudinidae
Product: tetraspanin-4-like
Exons: 8
Coding region: 125-844 (239 amino acids)
Cellular component (GO): membrane
Source: RefSeq, a predicted model, not a curated record